This is a messenger RNA of Manis pentadactyla (Chinese pangolin), 9242 nucleotides long. RefSeq names its product bridge-like lipid transfer protein family member 3A (gene BLTP3A). Gene Ontology annotation, molecular function: histone deacetylase binding. The record is from RefSeq and is a predicted model, not a curated record. The transcript is spliced from 21 exons. Bases 269 to 4585 code for a protein of 1438 amino acids. Lineage: Eukaryota; Metazoa; Chordata; Mammalia; Pholidota; Manidae.
CCGCCGCCGCGUGCGUCCCUCCGGCAGCCGCGAGCCGGGCAGGCGGCGCGCUAGCUCCGCGUCGCUCUGGGCAGGCGGCCGCGGCGCCGCGCGGGUGGGUGGGAUCGUGGCGGAACUCCGGGUGCCUGAUUAGGGGCCGGAGAGCUUGGUGGCGGCCGCUUUUGCGGUGGUGUUAGGUCCCCGCGUCGCGGCGCGGUGAGGGGCCGCCUCUUCACCACCCGGAGGCCACAGCUGUCUGCUUGCCUUCUACGCGGGCCGCCGCUCAGGCAUGGCCGGGAUAAUUAAGAAGCAGAUCCUGAAGCACCUGUCCCGGUUCACUAAGAAUCUUUCCCCAGACAAAAUCAAUUUGAGCACCCUGAAAGGGGAGGGUCAGCUGACCAACCUGGAGCUGGAUGAAGAAGUUCUACAAAAUGUGCUGGAGCUGCCAACCUGGUUAGCCAUCACUCGGGUCUACUGCAACCGGGCCUCCAUCCGGAUCCAGUGGACAAAGCUGAAGACACACCCAAUUUGCUUGUGUCUGGAUAAAGUAGAGGUGGAAAUGAAGACAUGUGAGGAGCCUCGGCCCCCUAAUGGACAGUCUCCCAUUGCCCUUGCUUCAGGACAGAGUGAGUAUGGCUUUGCUGAGAAGGUGGUGGAGGGGAUGUUCAUCAUUGUCAAUUCCAUCACCAUCAAGAUUCACUCCAAGGCCUUCCAUGCUUCUUUUGAAUUGUGGCAGCUCCAAGGCUAUAGUGUCAACCCCAACUGGCAGCAGAGCGACCUCCGCCUUACUCGCAUCACUGACCCCCACCGAGGAGAGGUUUUAACAUUUAAGGAACUCACUUGGCAAACACUUCGAAUUGAGGCAGAUGCUACAGACAAUGGUGAGCAGGACUCAGUCACCACUCCAUUGAGGCUUAUUACCAACCAAGGCAGGAUCCAAAUAGCUCUCAAGAGAAGAACCAAAGAUUGCAACGUGAUAGCCUCCAAGCUGAUGUUCCUGUUGGAUGACCUGCUUUGGGUGCUAACUGACUCGCAGCUCAAGGCUAUGAUGAAGUAUGCAGAAUCACUAAGCGAGGCCAUGGAGAAGUCAGCCCAGCAGAGGAAGAGCCUGGCCCCUGAACCUGUUCAGAUCACCCCAGCCGCUCCCAGUGCCCAGUCCUGGGCCCAGGCAUUUGGUGGCAGCCAGGGCAGCAGCAGCCGCCUCAGCCAGUGCUUUGAGAGAUUUGAUGUGAAAGAAUCCUCCUACCAUCUGCUUAUCUCCCGCCUGGACCUGCACAUUUGUGACGAUAGCCAGUCCCGAGAGCCAGGUGUCUCUGCAAACAGACUCAUGGGUGGGGCAAUGCAGCUUACCUUCCGCAAGAUGGCAUUUGACUAUUACCCCUUCCACUGGGCAGGAGAUAGUUGCAAACAUUGGGUACGGCAUUGUGAGGCCAUGGAAACCCGAGGCCAGUGGGCCCAGAGGCUCGUGAUGGAAUUUCAGAGUAAAAUGGAGAAGUGGCAUGAGGAGACAGGUCUGAAACCACCCUGGCACCUGGGGGUAGACUCUCCCUUCCAGAGGAAAACAGAUUCUUUCUCCAGUCCUCGAAAGAACCCCCUUGAUAGAAGCUGUUCUCAGGGCCGACAGGCUGCCUUUUGGCCUUUAGCAUGGGAUCGCUUACGCUCCAGCUGCCUGGUAAUACGGGUGGAUGAUCUGGACAUCCACCAGGUUUCUACAGCUGGACAGCCAAGUAAGAAGCCGUCUACACUCCUUUCCUGCAGUCGGAAACUUCACAACCUAUCCAGUCAGGCCUCUGCCAUUCAUAUUGAGUUCACAGAGUAUUACUUCCCAGAUAAUCACGAGCUUCCAGUUCCCUGUCCCAAUCUCUACAUUCAGUUAAAUGGUCUGUCGUUUACAAUGGAUCCUGUCAGUUUGCUCUGGGGAAACCUCUUUUGCCUGGAUUUAUACCAUAGCUUAGAGCAAUUCAAAGCUAUUUACAAGCUGGAAGAUUCAAGCCAGAAAGAUGAACACUUGGACAUCCGACUGGAUGCCUUCUGGUUGAAGGUGAGCUUCCCGCUGGAGAAGAGAGAGCAGGCUGGGUUUCACCGUCCCCAGGCCCUUGUCUUCUCUGCAUCAGGCAUGACUGCCACCAAUACACGCCAUGCUCUACAUUGCAGCUGUCCAGACCUCCAGAGUCUCUUCCGGGGUUUUGCUGCUACUGAGUUCUUUCAUUCCAAUUAUGUUCACUUUCCCAAGGUUCCAGGUGGCUUUAGCCUUCUGCACAUGCUUUUUUUGCAUCAUGCGUUCCAAAUGGAUUCCAGCCUGCCUCAACCUAGUAUCCUUCCUCCCCAGAGACUUAAGGCUUCCCAGGAUCUCUGGUCCAUCCACUUCACCCAGAUCUCCUUGGACUUUGAGGGAACAGAGAACUUCAAAGGCCAUACCUUGAAUUUUGUGGCCCCCUUCCCCUUGUCCAUUUGGGCCUGCCUACCCCUCCGCUGGCAGCAAGCUCAGGCACGGAAGCUCCUUUUGGCUACAGAAGGGAAGCUGAAACCAUCAGCCAGCUUUGGCAGUCCUGUCCACGCUGAGGCUCUCACCUCUGAUACUCUGCACCAUCAGAGGUCAAAGACUGAGUAUGAUUUGAAAAGUCUGUCAGGCUUUACGGAAGUUAUGGAAUUUCUGAGAGAAGGCAGCAGUUGUGUGGACAGCAAAGGGCCUCCAACAGAGCUGGAGGAUGUAGCAGAUGUUCACAUACUUGUACACUCCCCUGCACAUGUCCGUGUGAGGCUUGACCACUACCAGUACUUGGCUCUACUCCGCCUGAAGGAGAUGCUACAGGGCCUACAGGAGCAGCUGAUAAAGGACACAGAGGCCAUGACUGGGUCUCCCCUGCAGGACCAGACAGCUUGCAUUGGGGUCCUCUUCCCCAGUGCUGAAGUGGCUCUUUUCAUGCAUCCAGCCCCUGGGACUGUUGAAGCUGACUCUGAAGGUUCAGACACCACCAGCCUCAUAGAUUCAGAGCUUUCACCUUCAGAUAGGGAGAUGAAGUCUGAUGCCUCCUCAGACCAGGGCCCAGCAAGCCCUGAGAGGGUUCUGGCAGAUAGUGGCAUUGAAAACCCAGAUGCAUCCCAGGAUAGGCCACUGCCUCUCCAUAGCAAUGGAGAACUGCAGGACUCAAAUUCUUUUGCACAGUGGGAGUCAGGGAAGGGCCAUGAGGCAGUGGAUUCCUUACAAGCCAAGAGGCUGAGCAGAGCCCAAGCAUCUAGCUCACCAGCUGCAUUGAAGCCCUCAGGUGGCAGGGAUACUGUUGUGAAUGGACAGGGAGAGCUUAUCCCCUUGAAAAACAUUGAGGGAGAAUUGUCAAGUGCUAUUCACAUGACCAAGGAUGCCACCAAGGAGGCUCUGCAUGCCACUAUGGACCUCACCAAGGAAGCUAUGUCCCUGACGAAGGAUGCCUUCAGUCUGGGCAGAGACCGAAUGACCUCCACCAUGCACAAGAUGUUGUCCCUGCCCCCAGCCAAGGAGCCCAUGGCUAAGAUAGAUGAGGGGUUGGCAGCCCCAGUGAGUGGAGGUGCUCCCCGACUCCGAUUUUUCUCAGUGAAGAGGACAGUAUCUCAGCAGUCAUUUGAUGGUGUCUCAUCAGAUAAUGGUGGCCCUGAAGACCGGAUUUCAGUGGAUAGUGAUGGCAGUGAUAGCUUCGUGAUGCUUUUGGAGUCUGCAGAGUCUGGUCCAGAAUCCCUUCCACCAGGAUCUCUUCCAAACGUUGUGGACAGUGCUGGUGUUCAAGGGAGCCCUGUUGUGGAUAGUUAUGGCCAGGGUUCACCAGAGGCCAACAGUUCAGUCUCACCCAGUGAAGGAGAUCUCAGUCUUCACUUGGUCUCUGUUCUGGUCCUGAAGGUGAAUGAGGUGUCUUUUGGGAUUGAGGUACGUGGUGAGGACCUGACUGUGGCCCUGCAAGCUGAGGAACUGACCCUUCAGCAGCUGGGCACCGUGGGACUCUGGAAGUUUCUGCAUGGACAGUGCCCAGGUACAAGCUUUCAGGAAUCCUCAGUUUUAAAAAUUGGCCAUAUCAGCCCGGCUGUGGGCCUUCGCUUUGAGGUGGGGCCUAGUGCAGCUGUUCAUUCCCCGCUGGCCAUACAGAAUGGCUUCCUGCAUUUCUUGCUUCGUGGGUGUGAUAUUGAGCUGCUUACUUCAGUGCUCAAAGGCCUGGGGCCCUUCUUGGAAGAUGAGGAGAUCCCAGUGGUAGUUCCCAUGAAGAUUGAGCUUCUGAACUCCAGGAUCACCCUAAAGGAUGAUACCCCUCCCAUCUAUCCGACAUCUCCAGGACCUAUCCCCAUCAUUCUGGCCAUGGAGCAUAUUGUGGUAACAAGGAGUGAUGAUGGUGUGUUCCAUAUAGAUGCUGCUGCCCAGGACAGACCAUCAGCUGAAGUACCUAAAAGUGAGAAGCAGCAGCCCCCAAAAGAACAGGUGUUUCUGGUGCCCACAGGGGAGGCUUUUGGACAGCAGGUGAAAGAACUGCCUGCCCUACAAAAGGAACUUAAAGAAACUAAACAAGCAUUGGUCAGUGCCAACCAGGAUAAAGACAGACUUCUUCAGGAAAUCAGGAAAUAUAACCCCCUCUUUGAGCUCUGAUAGUAAUGGCUUAGCCAUCUGUGCCAAGGAUCAAGGAGAUCACCAGCAAUAGCACCACCUAUGAUAGAAGGCACCGUCCAGUGCUGAAGAAGUCUGCUAAGGAUGCCGGAAGGACUGGGCAGUGCUCAACUCACUCCUUGUGGUGUCCUUUCUUACUAGCCAUUCUAACUUGGAUGGAAGACAGGGAAAAGCAUAACCACGUUCCAGGAAACUGGGGGCAGCUUUGUAUGUGGCUUGAGCAUCGUGUCUUGCCUGGAUAAAGCCUUUUGGCCCUCUGCCUACUAGGUGGAAUCUUCUAAACACUGCAGGGCCAUUUCACUACCUGGUUUCAUGACAAAGACAUUUGCUUCCUCUAUAGCCUAUGUGAACAAGGGAAAGUAUUUGCCUUCUUGUCACCCACAGAGCCACCAAAGAUUCUCCGUCCCAGAGCUUCCUGUAACAGUCCUGAAAAUCCUUGGCCUAAACUUUGGCCAUGGUUGUGGAGUGGAACAGUAACUAGCCAACAAGGCGAGAGCCAAGAGAGGCAUGAGAAUAAAGGAGACCUGGAUGCUGUCUAUUUUGGAAAAGGAACCAAGCUCAUUUCAUCUUGGCUGAUAUCACAAUCAGAUUUUUCAGGGUUAAGCUUCCUUUUCUGUUAUACUUUCAUCAUUGUGAUGCUGUCACAGGAAGUAAAUAACAGUAGUGGCUCAGUUGUAUCAUCUUUCCCUUCUAUGACACAAUUUAUUUUUAAAUUUAGAUCAAGAAAAAGAAAUUAACUCUGGGCUCGGUUGAAGGCAUGAUGUGGUAGGGAUCAGUAGGGGAGCUUGAUUCUGUGCCUAUUGCCUGCCUAUAGCCUUGUCUCUUGUCUACAGCUGCACGAGAGGUUUCUUCUUCUCUCUCUCUCUGGGGUCCCUGGCACAUCUGCUUUCCCAGCAAUAUGACUUUCCACCAGCAUUCUCCUUAGUACAUGGUGGUUUGGGAGCUGAAUAUGUGUUUUAAACUCUAAUGUAAACAUCUCAGCCAGUGGCCUCUCACCCCCCUCUAUCACUGUGGCUUUUUUAAAUCAUGUAAUUUUGAUUUGAGUAAAAAAACCAAAACCCCCUUCAAUUUAGCUAGGGUUAUUUUUGCCCCUGCCUUUUUUCUUUCCUACCUAAUUUUCCCCCAACACUCCACCUUCAUCCAUACUGUUGUGUGAUAUACUUCAAGCUAUGUUGGUUGAACUGAAGUUUAUCAGCUAACUCACCUUGAAUUGACAAAAUGGUAAAAUAGUGAUUUAGUGGUGUCACUAAAGUCUUGAUCACAUAUGACCUAUUGAAGGAAAGAUAAAGUGGUUUCCUUUAUGGGAAAUCAUGCUUAUAUAUUUUAGUUUUUUGAGGUUUAAAAAAAACACGCUCAAGGAGGAACAAGAUCUAAUUUGUUCAGAUUUUUAAAGAACUUUUUGUCAAGGUUCUUCACUAAGGCAAUCUAAAAAACACUAGUUACUCUGAGAUUAUGGGAAUAUUUUGCUAUGCUUGGAAAACAAUUUAGGGACCUUAGAAUAAACAUCUUUCUGGAGAAAAUGUUAAAAGGGGAAGUUUCCUACUGGUUGAUACUGAAUUUAAUCUUAAGAUUUUUGUAAAUAACCUGAAAGUAGGACAUUACAAUGUAAUCAAAUGUCCCUACUUCCAGGCAGUGAAAGGUAAAUCAAAAGAGACUUUCAAAAAAAAAAAGACAAAACUGCAGAAGGGUCACAGACUGGGCUGUGAAUACUCAGGAAAAUGACAGGUGAGGUUUGGUUUUGGUAAGUGUAAAGCAGUCCAUUUAUGGGAGAAUAAGCAACUGAUGAGGCAGUGGGCUAGUUAGAACUCAGGAAAGAAACCUACACAUUGCUGAGAGGGAGGAAGGGUCAAUGUGCUCCUGUGGCCAGAAGCCCAACUAUAUCAUCAGGAAGGGCACAUGGAGAAAACACAGAAAACAGGACCUCCUACAAAACCAUGGUAAUGUCUUAAAUUAUCUAUGCACUUCCAGUGACCUUAUUUACAAAAUACAUGGUGAAGGGGGGAAAAGAUCUAGAUAACAGCAAAAAUUAUCAGAAUGGAGAUACUUCCACAUAAGGGCAUAUCUUUAAAAUGUGGGCUCCAAUUUUGGGAAGUUUGAGAGCUGAGGAUAGUGUUAGAUUACAUAUCCAGUCAAGAGGAAGGACAUAUUCACCUGGUCCUGAAGUACGAGAUCUAGGGCUCUGUCUCAUAUCCUUUGAUAACAAAGAAAGCACUUCUCAUAGCAAAUCAGAAACUUAAGGAACACAUUAUGCAGGAAGUGGUGCUGGCAGAAACUAUGUAUGGGUGCAGGUUUAAAAGGAAUCCCUGUAUGAUGGCCUCCCAAAAGGAAUUACAGAAAAGUAGGGCUAUUUGUGAAAUACAACUGAGAGGGUAAAGGCGUCCCUUCACAAAGUUCCCCUUAGUGCUUCUUUCAAAGGCAGAAUGUUGAACAAACUGGACCACUGGUCCUCUCAAGUAUGGCAUUUCUAAUGUACUUGGAGCAGGGAGAAGGGAAAUCUAAUAUCUGUAAAGUAGAAUUAUUCAACCUUGGGCUCACCUGAAUUGGGUUAAAAUCACAUUCUGGUUCUCUUCCCUUCCUCUCCUCCCUGCCUGCCCUAUCACUGGCUCCCUUCCUGCAAAGAUAUGUAAUAGGGAUUGCUUGGUGUGCCUCGGCCUUCGGCUUUUGCUUGGUGGGAGGCAAGAGAAACAAAUCCAGCCAGCAGCAAAGCUAGCCCCUUUACUGGCCAAAGGUGUCAACGCUCUCUGGAGCUCUUGUCCCUGUGAUAAAUGGAGCCAUAGAAUUUGACUUCCCUUAUGUGGUAGCUUUGGCCAUUGUGUCUUGAAAUCCUCCCUCAGGAAACAUGGUAGGGGUCAUUGUCCAUUGAAACUUUAGUAAAAAUCAUCUUGUGUAAUUUUUUACUACUAUUCAUUGCGGGAAGGAAGUCUUUUUCAUAACGAAAUGCAAAUUGAUUGGUAGUCCUUCUUAAGAUAAUGUGUAAAAGAGAAAAAUGAAAGGAAAAAAUAGUAAUGUCUGCCUUGGAGCUCUAAGACUGUGAACAAGAAAUAUCAAUACCUCAAGAAAAUGGAGCGAUAGCACCACUAUCCCUGAAAGACUUGAGACACUGCACAUCACCAUUUCAGCUGUGAGCAUUUACAACUAUCUAUCAUCUGGGACUGUCUAGAAUUCCUGUUUACAUUGAUAUAUGGGAGAUACACUUUAGUGCAUAUGGACUAGUUUAAAUCUUUCUUGGCUGAGCUGUAAGAAUAGUUAUCAAUCUCAAAUUGUUUUCAAUUUACUGAAAUAAUUAACCUAGUUUCUUUGACUUAAGACAGAAGGAGUGGGUUCUAUUCUUGUGAUGGCUGCUUUUUCUGUUUGUUUAAUCUGACUCUCAUUUUGCUAUGGGCCUCAACUUUUAUGUACCCUUUUCAUGGUUCUAAAAGGAAUGGUUCCUGUGUAUGAGUAUACAAAAAGUAAACGCUACUGUUCACAUACCCCAUAACUUAAAUGCUUUCAUUUAACCCAUUUACAUUAGUUCCCCCUUAAGGCUAGUUCAGGUGGGUAGAGGAAAGAAGGUAGUUUGCAGUAUUGCCAUAGUGGUAUGGGAAAGCCUUUACACUAAGGGUUUUUUUUCCUUCUUAUUUAAUUCACUUACUACUUGCUUAAUUUCCAAAGUCAGUUACAGUAACAUCACAAAACAACUGAACAUUGCUGCAUAAGGUGGUAGAAUGACAUCUGGUUAUUUGAGAACUGCAUGAGCUGUGUUAUUGCUCAUUGCCUUACAGUUUAACCAUAGUCAUUGUAUCAAGAUAAGCUGGUGUGAUAUGCUAUCCUUUCGGGCUCUAUAGCCUUCACCUGGAUCUAUCCCUGCCUUCUGCUAGAAUAGGAAUAUUCCUGUUCACCUCUGGGUAGGUAUGGAUAGUAGCUAUUGUUGAGUGGGGAUUAUUUUCCCCAUUUCCUAACGGACACAAGGGGAAACACUCUUGGAUAAGUUUAAACUGGGGCUUUGCUAAGUGGCCAGACUUGGGCUAUUGUCUUUCUCCCUUGUUAUUUUUAAGUUUCAGCCUUAUCCAAUAUUUCAAAUUGCAAUAGAUAGAGUUCCUAUAACCAUUAAGAAAAAAUACCUGUUAGAGCUGAAUUUUUUUUUUUUUCUUCUAGUUCAUUGGUUUUUGGUCAAGUUUUAGUCUGAGUCUUACAGCAUUUCUUUGUGGAAUGCCUCACUGAAGUGACUUCUCUACUGGCUAAGUACAUUUAAAGCCAUGAGUUUUAAUAUAAGCUACUAAGUCAGAUUUGCCCAACUUUGUGAGUUUAAGCUGUUUCCCCACUCAGGGUGCUAAACAGAAUUGGAAUUUUUACUAAGACAUGCUCAGGAAAGCUUUAAAAGAAAAUAGCUUCAAAACCCUUCUCCCUGUGACACUGAAUGAUACAGAGGAAAGAAUUCUUGGGGAUUGCCAAUUAUGAACAGUAGCCUUAUUACUGCUAAUCCCUGUCAAUAAAAGAUCCCUGCAUUCCCCUCUAUUGAGGAAAACAGUGAGAAUAUAUCUGAUGAACUGGAAUAUGGUCAGUAUUGGGAAAUUUUAAUGUUGCAAUAUCUAAUCAAACCUUGAGUUGUACUGGUUCUGUGAACCACCUGAAAAAAGAAAAUUAAACUUAUUAAGCAGUA